Trichechus manatus latirostris (Florida manatee) is the source of this 2816-nucleotide messenger RNA. It is a transcript of the gene C6, whose product is annotated as complement C6. The record is from RefSeq and is a predicted model, not a curated record. Gene Ontology annotation, biological process: complement activation. Gene Ontology annotation, molecular function: protein binding. Gene Ontology annotation, cellular component: membrane attack complex. The transcript has 17 exons. Bases 15 to 2816 code for a protein of 933 amino acids. Lineage: Eukaryota; Metazoa; Chordata; Mammalia; Sirenia; Trichechidae.
AAGUCUCUACAGGCAUGGCCAGACUCUACAUCUUGCACUUUAUCCUGCUGGGUGCUUUGAUUGACAAGAGCCAAGCCUGCUUCUGUGAUCAUUACCCAUGGACUCAGUGGUCCAGCUGCUCAAAAACCUGCAAUUCUGGAAUCCAGAGAAGACAGAGACAAGUAGUAGUGGACCAGUACUACUUGGAUAACUUUUGUGACCAGUUUUGCAAGCCGGAGACCAGAGAAUGUAACGUGCAAACAUGUCCUAUUAACUGCCUCCUGGGAGACUAUGGGCGGUGGUCAGAAUGUGACCCUUGUGUUGAAAGACAGUUUAAGUCUAGAUCUAUCUUGCGCCCCAGUCAAUUUGGGGGACAACCAUGUACUGAACCCCUGGUGACCUUUCAACCAUGCAUUCCAUCCAAGCUCUGCAAAAUUGAAGAGGUUGACUGCAAGAAUAAAUUCCGCUGUGACAGUGGCCGCUGCAUUGCCAGCAAGUUAGAAUGCAAUGGAGAAAAUGACUGUGGAGACAAUUCAGAUGAAAGGGACUGUGGGAGAACAAAGGUCGUCUGCCCACGGAAGUAUUAUCCCAUCCCUAGUGUGCAGCUAAUGGGCACAGGAUUUCAUUUUCUGGCAGGAGAGCCCAGAGGAGAAGUCCUUGAUAACUCUUUCACUGGAGGAAUAUGUAAAACUGUCAAAAGCAGUAGAGCAAGUAAUCCAUACCGUGUCCCGGCCAAUCUGGAAGCUGUCAGCUUCGAGGUAAGUACUGAAGAGGAUGAUUUGAAAACAGAAUUCUAUACGGAUUUAAUUUCUCUUGAAAAGGAUGACAGUAAACAAGCUGCACUUUCAAGUCAACACAGGAAAUCUUUUUCUGUACCAAUUUUCUAUUCCUCAAAAACAAGUCAAAGCACCAACCGUAUGUCUACCUUCAAACAAGCCAUUCAAGCCUCCCACAAAAAGGAUUCUAGUUUUAUUAGGAUCCAUAAAGCGAUAAAAGUCUUAAACUUUACAAUGAAGAGUAAAGAUCUACAGCUUUCUGAUGUCUUUUUGAAAGCACUUAGCCAUCUGCCUCUGGAAUACAAUUUUGCUUUGUAUAGCCGGAUAUUUGACGACUUUGGGACUCACUAUUUCACCUCUGGCUCCCUGGGUGGUGUGUAUGACCUCCUCUAUCAGUUUAGUCGUGAAGAGCUAAAGAACUCAGGUUUAACAGAGGAAGAAUCCCGAAACUGUGUCCGGACUGAAACAGUAAAACGCUAUUUUAUUUUUAAGAAGAAAACAGUGAAACACCAAUGUACAGAAAACAAGCUGUCAGAGAAAUAUGGAGGUUCGUUUUUGCAGGGAGCAGAGAAAUCCAUAUCCCUGGUUCAAGGAGGGAGGAGUGAGUACGCAGCGGCUUUGGCGUGGGAGAAAGGGAGCUCUGGGCCGGAGGAGAAGGUCUUUUCUGAGUGGUUAGAAUCAGUGAAGGAAAACCCUGCUGUGAUUGACUUCAAGCUUGCUCCCAUCAUAGACUUGGUAAGAAAUAUCCCCUGUGCAGUGACAAAACGAAACAACCUCAGGAAAGCUUUUCGAGAAUAUGCAGCCAAGUUUGACCCUUGCAAGUGCGUGCCAUGUCCUAAUAACGGCCGGCCCACGCUCUCAGGGACCCAAUGUCUGUGUGUGUGCCAGAGCGGCACCUACGGUGAGAACUGUGAGAGGCGGUCUCCGGAUUUUCAAUCUAAGGCAGUAAAUGGGAACUGGGGCUGCUGGUCUUCCUGGAGCACAUGUGAUGCUACUUAUAAGAGAUCAAGGACCCGACAAUGCAAUAACCCUACCCCCAAACAAGGGGGGAAACACUGUGAGGGGGAGAAGCAGCAAGAGGAAGACUGUACAUUUUCAAUAAUGGAAAACAGUGGACAACCAUGUAUCAGUGAUGAUGAAGAAAUGAAAGAGGUAGAUCUUCCUGAGAUAGAAUCAGAUUCAGGGUGUCCUCAGCCUGUUCCUCCAGAAAAUGGAUUUAUUCGGAAUGCAAAGAAACUGUACUCGGUUGGGGAAGAAGUUGAAAUUUUCUGCUUUACUGGAUUCAAAACUGUUGGAUACCAGUAUUUCAGAUGCUUACCAGACCAGACCUGGAGGCAAGAAGACGUGCAAUGCCAACGGAUAGGAUGCCUAAAGCCAAUUCUGCAAGAAGUCCUCACACUCACGCCCUUUGAAAGAGUAUAUAAAAUUGGUGACUCCAUUGAGCUAACCUGCCCCAAAGGCCUUGUAGUUGCUGGGCCAUCAAACUACACAUGCAGUGGGGAUUCCUGGACACCACCCAUUUCAAACUCACUCACCUGUGAGAAAGAUAUUCUAACAAAAUUACAGGGCCAUUGUCAACUGGGACAAAAACAGUCAGGAUCUGAAUGCAUUUGUAUAUCUCCAGCAGAAGACUGUAGCUCUUACUCAGAAGACCUCUGCGUGUUUGAUACAGCCUCUGGCCAUCACUUUACUUCAUCUGCUUGUGAGUUGUCGGCAGAGAAAUGUUUAAAUAACCAACAACUGCAUUUUCUACAUAUUGGUUCCUGCCAAGAUGGUCCACAGUUAGAAUGGGGUCUUGAAAGGGUAAAACUUUCAUCCGAUAGCACAAAGAAAGAAUCCUGUGGUUACGAUACCUGCUAUGACUGGGAAAAAUGUUUAGCCUCCACUUCCAAAUGUAUCUGCCUAUUGCCUUCCCAGUGCUUCAAAGGUGGAAACCAACUCUACUGCGUCACAAUGGGAUCAUCAACAAGUGAGAAAACAUUGAACAUCUGUGAAGUGGGAGCUGUAAAAUGUGCCAAGAGAAAGCUGGAAAUAUUGCAUCCUGGGAGGUGUUUGACCUAA